Molecule: messenger RNA, 1200 nt
Organism: Momordica charantia (bitter melon)
Lineage: Eukaryota; Viridiplantae; Streptophyta; Magnoliopsida; Cucurbitales; Cucurbitaceae
Gene: TPR1
Product: Tetratricopeptide repeat (TPR)-like superfamily protein
Molecular function (GO): protein binding
Source: RefSeq, a predicted model, not a curated record
CCGCUCUUCCAAUUUUGUCGAGACUCGAGUCUCUUCUUCUCUUCCUAAAACCCAGAGUCUCUGAACCAAAUCAUUUCAAAAUCUCUUCCGAUUUGUCUGUUAAUUUGUGGAAGAAAAUGGUUCGUAUAGAAAUGGAGGAAACUGAGGACGCAGUUCCCAGUCCUCCGAAAGCCUCUGCAUCGACCACAAAAACGAUGGAUUCAAGCGGCGGUGCUUCAACAUCUAAUGCGACCAAAGACCCAUCCGAUGGCUUCGAGACUGCCAGCGAUGGGGAGCUUGGUGACAGUGGCGAUGAGCGGCAAGAGCAUCCUGAUCAACAUCCACAAGAGGAGGAGAAAAUUCCCGAGCUCACCGAGGAUGAGAUUAAAGAGAAAGCCUUGGCUGAAGCAAAUAGUGCAAAGUUAGCGGGCAAUAAACUGUUUGGAGAAGGGAAAUAUGAGGAGGCUAUAUUAGAGUAUGAUCGUGCUUUGCAGAUUGCUCCAGACAUGCCCUCUGCAGUGGAGUUACGGUCUAUAUGCCAUGGAAACCGUGGCGUGUGUUUUCUGAAACUAGAAAAGUAUAAUGAUACGAUCAAGGAAUGCACAAAGGCAAUUGAACUGAAUCCUGCAUAUAUCAAAGCUUUGUCUAGAAGAGGAGAGGCUCAUGAAAAGCUUGAAAAUUUUGAGGAGGCUAUUCAUGAUAUGAAAAAGAUAUUGGAAUUGGAUUCCUCAAAUGUGCAAGCUAGAAAAGCCAUUUGUCGCCUGGAACCACUGGCUGAACAAAAACGAGAAAAGAUGAAGGAGGAGAUGAUUGGAAAGUUGAAAGAUGUUGGCAACUCUUUGUUGGGUCGCUUUGGUAUGAGCGUGGACAACUUCAAGGCUGUCAAAGAUCCCAACACUGGUUCCUAUUCAAUUUCAUUCCAGCGAUAGUUUGUCUUAUACUCGAUUUGUCGAUUUGUAUUUACGUCCAUCGUAAGAGAAAAGUAUACGAAAAACCGAUACCCGUAUGAACUGGGGCAUUGUUUAUUCCUGGAUUUAACGAUUAAUUAUAUAACUGAUGGUAGUGUUUGAAUUCUGGGAUAUGGUUUACUUCGUUUUGCAGAUGGCAAAUUGGUGCUGUUUUCCUGUGGAUGGCACGUUAUUUAUUGGUUUAUGCCUUGUGAUUGUGGACUCUAUUCAUUUCUCUUCAAUGACAAAGGUGUGAUGCAAGCUUUCUUCUAGA